GCGACUGUUUCGAUUUGGAUGGCGCGUAGUUCGCUGGCGAAUGUCCUGACCGACGGUUGUGUGGCGGACUGCAAAGGACCCUACGGAAUCGGGCUAAGGAUAUCAUUUUAAUACGGACAAAUCCAUGUGCAAAAUCGUAAUUUUUUCCAAAAAUAUCUUAGCAGUUCACAAUUUUUCUUGACUUUUUUUUAUGUGCUUUAAAUAAUAAACAAAAAUGCAUCCCUAAAAUAUAAACAAGCAAAGGGAGACAAAAUACUUAAGCAAGCUUAAAGUGAAGCCAAAAACCGUCUAAAAUAUUUCUUGUGCCCACGUUUUGCAAAGUGUUUUCCGGGCUUACCAUUUUUUUUUUAAGUUUAACACUGUCCAACGAUUUCGAGGAAUCAAAUCAGAUACGUUUCUCAUUUUGGAGCCUGGAAUCACGGUUUGCCAACUAAGAAAGUGAGGCGAUAUAACUCACGGAUAUGCAAAUACCAAGGUGGGCGUGGCCGAGGGCGUGCCGCAACAAGCAAAUGCGAAAAGCCAAACAAUAGAGACAGAGACAUCCAAUUAAAAAGGGCCCUACAGAAUCGAAUAAUAUACAUAUACUUAUAUAUAUCUCAGCAAGAAUGGCUGGCCAUCGGUCGCUGGCUCUUUUGUUGGCCAUGCUAAUUAGCAGCUGGCCAAAAGCCUCUCUGGCCGCCACUGGAAACGGCAGUAUCAUGAGCGUUAGCAACAGUAGUGGCAACAAUUAUGCAUUCACCUCGGAACUCUCGGAGCACUCGGAUCACUCGGACCACAAUGCCAACGACUCCAUGGAAUAUGAUGCGGAGAGCGUGGCCCUCGAACGGAUCGUAUCCACAAUAGUUCCGGUGUUUUUCGGCAUUAUCGGAUUCGCAGGACUCUUGGGCAAUGGCCUGGUUAUUCUGGUGGUUGUGGCCAACCAGCAGAUGCGCUCCACCACCAACCUGCUGAUUAUUAACCUGGCCGUCUCGGACAUUCUGUUCGUCAUCUUCUGCGUCCCGUUCACGGCCACCGAUUACGUGCUACCGGAGUGGCCGUUUGGCAAUGUGUGGUGCAAGUUUGUCCAGUACAUGAUUGUGGUUACAUGCCACUGCAGUGUUUACACCCUGGUGCUGAUGUCCUUUGAUCGCUUCCUGGCCGUCGUCCAUCCCGUGACUAGCAUGUCCCUGCGAACGGAGCGCAAUGCCACACUGGCCAUCAUGUGCGCCUGGAUAACGAUUGUGACGACUGCGAUUCCGGUGGCACUUUCGCACUCGGUGCGGAUUUAUCAGUACCACGGAAAUGCUGGCACCGCUUGCGUCUUUUCCACGGAGGAGGAUAUCUGGAGUCUCGUCGGUUUUCAGGUCUCAUUCUUUCUAUCGUCAUAUGUGGCACCCUUAACGCUGAUUUGCUUCCUGUACAUGGGUAUGCUGGCUCGACUUUGGAAAAGUGCUCCUGGCUGCAAGCCUUCCGCAGAGUCACGAAAGGGAAAACGACGGGUCACCCGAAUGGUUGUUGUUGUCGUAUUGGCAUUUGCCAUCUGUUGGCUGCCCAUUCAUGUCAUCCUUGUGCUGAAGGCACUGAAUCUUUAUGGCGGCAGCCACUUGUCGGUCAUAAUCCAGAUUAUAUCCCAUGUGGUGGCGUACACAAAUUCCUGCAUCAAUCCCAUACUAUAUGCCUUCCUAUCGGACAACUUUCGCAAGGCAUUCCGCAAGGUGGUUUGGUGUGGAAGUCCGCCUCCUCUGAUGACCAAUCAACAGGUGACCAAGACCACGCGAACUGCAACCGGCAACGGAACGUCCAAUAUUGAAAUGCUCUAAGCGGCUCUUGAAAACAAACUAAUUGAGAUCGUCACAUCAUUUUUGAAGGCGACUUAAAAACUCGAAACAGAAAAUGUGAAUUUAAAGCUAACAAUGAAUAGAACAACUUAUGUUGGAAUGAAAACGCGGCGCAUAUAAGUUAACUAUUAAUGUAUAUAUGGUAACCAAUAUAUGUCUAUAAGGAGAAUAUAAUUUUCCGAAUUAUAAAAUGUGA
Messenger RNA from Drosophila erecta, 2013 nucleotides. RefSeq names its product allatostatin-A receptor (gene AstA-R1). The transcript has 11 exons. NCBI's taxonomy places the organism in Eukaryota, Metazoa, Arthropoda, Insecta, Diptera, Drosophilidae. The record is from RefSeq and is a predicted model, not a curated record. Gene Ontology annotation, biological process: G protein-coupled receptor signaling pathway. Gene Ontology annotation, molecular function: G protein-coupled receptor activity. Bases 606 to 1799 code for a protein of 397 amino acids. Gene Ontology annotation, cellular component: membrane.